Messenger RNA from Emiliania huxleyi CCMP1516, 1110 nucleotides. RefSeq lists its product as hypothetical. NCBI's taxonomy places the organism in Eukaryota, Haptophyta, Isochrysidales, Noelaerhabdaceae. The record is from RefSeq and is a predicted model, not a curated record. Gene Ontology annotation, molecular function: nucleic acid binding; RNA-DNA hybrid ribonuclease activity. The transcript has a single exon. The coding region runs from base 1 to 1110 and encodes 369 amino acids.
AUGGGCGGGGACGGCAUAUGCGACGUGAAUGCCAUGCUUGUGACCGAAGGCUACGGCCCCGUCGUGACUAGCCCCGUACACGCCGCUUUCGUGGGGGCGCGGAAACACACCAAUAACACGGCGGAGCUGUCAGCGCUUGCGGAGCUUUUUCGCUCACUACUCCACACGGCACCACGACCAGCAGGCUCACGAGGGGUGGUCCGAACGGACAGCGAGUACGCGAUGGCGUGUGCGACGGGGAGGAUCUCGCCGGGGGAGAACGCACAACUAGCGAGCUAUCUUAGAGCAGCGUGGCGGCAUUUAGCGUCGAGGCACGAAGUGACAUGGAGACACGUCAAGGGGCACAGUGGUCAUAAGUGGAACGACUACGUCGAUAAGCAAGCUGACCUCGGCAGGAGCGGCGCGAGGGAUUGCGACGCACCGGAGUGGCAAGACGAGUCUGUCCCAACAGACGCAGACGACGGGGAGAGCAGCACCGUGGGCGACGACAUGCCUAUCAACGGAGGAGCAACAACCAUCCCACUCGACGACAUCGGUGAUGGGGCCUCUAGCUACGCCGAUGACCCACCCGACUCCCCCGAAAACAAACCGCCGCCUAGCGCCCCGCCCGCGCCGCCAAAAGCCCCAGUCGUGGAGCAGGGGGUGAUAUGGAUUUCAUACACGCCGAGCGCGCAGGCGCGACACAUCGGAGACAACAAGGGGAUCCGACGUGAAAGAGCUAUCGACAUUGACGUUGACCCAGCCGAUUCCACCGAUGUCGACGUCAUCACCUCCGCGGCUACCGCGCUUUCGCUCGACGACACCGUGGAGAAUCGCACCGAGGACCUUGCCGAGGCGAUAGGCCGAAUCACUUUGGGCCCCGACCCCGCCCCCACCCCUCGGGGUGGGGGCACCCGCCCCUGUCGGGCACCGCUUGCGGCGCCUGGCAGGGGCACCCCAUGGGUGGGGGCCGGCGAUUCCCAUGCCGGCUCUCCGCCACAACCCCCGCCGGGAGGGAAUCCCUGCUCACAGAAAAGGGCUCCGAGCCCUGUCUCGCGCACGCCCCUGGCGGGCGCCGCGGACCAGUUCCGCGAGCGCUCGUCAGCGGGUGGUGUGCGGUUCUUGCCGUAG